AAGACUGCGCCGGGAGGCGGCGGCGGCGCCGCGCACCGGGACACCCCCCCCCACAUCCAUCCAUCCUUCCAUCCAUCCCUCCAUCCCUCCUUUUUCCCCGCCGCCGCCGCCGCCCCAUGGAGCCGCCGCCUGCCGCCUGAGCCACGUGCGCCGCCGGGACCCUUCCCCGGCAGCCCUCUCCCAGCCAUGGGCACCGUGACCCCGUCCCCCCGCCGUCCACCCCGCUGGCCCCCUGCCCCACCACCCACCCGGCGCACCCAGGCUUGACCCACCCGCUGCAGUGCCCCCCAGCUCCAUGGCGAGGACGGACCCCUGACAGCAGGCACCCACAGGCUGGAGGAGACGCUGCUGGGCACAGCCUGGGGAGAUGCCCUCAGCGGCCCUGACAGCAUCUGGUCCCACCCUGGCCCUGCCACCAUCCUGAGCAUUCCAUCCGGGGGCUUCCUCCCGGGGCCAGCAGCCAAGAUGGUGAUGUCCCAGGGCACCUACACUUUCCUCACCUGCUUUGCGGGCUUCUGGCUCAUCUGGGGGCUCAUCGUGCUGCUGUGCUGCUUCUGCAGCUACCUGCGGCGGCGGGUGAAGCGGCAGCAGGAGGAGCGGCUGCGGGAGCAGAGCCUGCGCGCGCUGGAGCUGGAGCCGCUGCACUACGAGGGUUAUGGGGGCAGCCCCCCCAGCAUCGCCAUCCCCCACCGCCUCCGUCUCGAGCCCCACCAUCAUCACCCCCACCAUAUCCCACCCCCUAGGCCCUGGAGCUGCCGGCAUGGGGUCCGGGGGGGGCUUUGCCUUGCAGAAUCGGACCUGUCGAAGCCGCCGUGCUAUGAGGAGGCGCUACUGAUGGCAGAGCCCCCCCCGCCGUACAGCGAGGUGCUGAUGGACACACGGGGGCUCUACCGCAAAAUCAAUGCCCCUUUCCUGAGCCACGAGCGGCUGGAGAAGCAGGAGCAGCCCCCCAGCUACAAACCCCUUUUCCUGGAUGCCGGCUACGGUUCGGCGCUGCACCUGCCCCGCUCGGCCAGCCCCAGUCCUGCCUGCCCGGACCUCUACCUGCAGGCAGAGUGCUCCCCCCGCAUGUUUCCCAGCUGGACGGACUCUGAGCUCAGCAGCAGGGACACCUACGAGACGGGACCCUGGCACCUCCCAGUCUCCAUGCCCCUCUUUGGCAGGACUACCGCUGUCUAAGGGUGGCCCCUGGGAACCCCUGGACCCCGCCGCAGGUGCCUCUCUGGCACCAGGAGGGGGGUAGUUUUGGUUGCCCGCGUCACCCCGGGGACACUUGCCCCGGCGCAGGCCAUUGCCACCGGCGCGGAAGGGGCUGGUUCCCCAUCUGGCCCCCGCCGGCCCCCCCAUGGCCGGGGGCGCUGGGGACCCGGACUCUGCUCUGUUUCUUAAAUUUUUUGUUUGUUACAGUUUGAGAAUAAAAGUUUGUGGCUCGG
Messenger RNA from Cuculus canorus (common cuckoo), 1433 nucleotides. It is a transcript of the gene PRR7, whose product is annotated as proline rich 7, synaptic. The transcript is spliced from 3 exons. The record is from RefSeq and is a predicted model, not a curated record. NCBI's taxonomy places the organism in Eukaryota, Metazoa, Chordata, Aves, Cuculiformes, Cuculidae. The coding region runs from base 466 to 1179 and encodes 237 amino acids.